Molecule: messenger RNA, 4633 nt
Organism: Podarcis lilfordi (Lilford's wall lizard)
Lineage: Eukaryota; Metazoa; Chordata; Lepidosauria; Squamata; Lacertidae
Source: the annotation of a GenBank genome assembly
AUGGCUCCCCGCCCAGAAUGGAGUGGAGAAGAUCGGGGUGCAAAGGGAGCCGGGUGCUGCUUGCGGUGGGUGGUGCUGCUCCUAGGAAUCGGCAGGACGGCGGAAGGUGUGUCGUGUCCCCAGGGGUGCACUUGCGAGUAUCUGGCCGUGAACUGCACAGGGAAGAGGCUCGCAGAGUUCCCGGCGACCAUCCCUCUGGACACCAGGCAGCUGAUCCUGGCUCAAAACCAGCUCAGCUACUUGCCAUCUGUGGAGCUGAACUUCCUCAGCGACUUGAUCUAUCUAGACUGCAGUGGCAAUGCUUUGGGGCAGGACCUGGACUUCACCUUCGUGAGCAUCAUCAGGCUUGUCUACUUGGACCUCAGUUUCAACAACCUCACCUUGAUCACGUUUGGGACCUUUUCCCAGCUCGGCAGCCUGGUUGUGCUCAAGCUCUCCGACAACCCCGGUCUGGUGGAGAUUGAGAAGGACUCCUUUGCCAACAAUACCUGGCUGAGGCACCUGGAUGUGAGCCGCUGUAGCUUGACGUUCAUUGAUGCAAUUACCCUCAGGGACCUGCCCAACCUGAGAAGCCUGGGCUUAAGCGGGAAUCCCUGGUUCUGCAACUGCUCCUUCAUGGAACUGUGCAGCUUCAUAAAAGAGAGUGGCAUAACUAUCCCAGGUGAGUGGGAAAUGCUGAGCAUCUAGGGGAUGGAGUCCCAUCUCCAGGUGAGCUGUAGGGCACUUACGCAGCUGCUGGGCUGAGAGGGUGAGCAGUCUGUGGACUCAGGACAAGAAUGUCCCUCUGGCGUUUGGCCUUUAAAAAUAAGUCCUCUGCAUUCCUAUGCUUAGAGCAAAGGCAUGUAUGUACCACUACUUUGCUCCUCUGCCUCAAAAGAGUCAAAGCCAAGGAGGGAAAGCAAUAAUUUACUUUUCAAUGAAGUGGCAGUACAGUGGUACCUCAGGUUACAGGCGCUUCAGGUUACAGACGCUUCAGGUUACGGACUCCGCUAACCCAGAAAUAGUACCUCGGGUUAAGAACUUUGCUUCAGGAUGAGAACAGAAAUCGCACAGCAGAGGCGUGGAGGCAGCAGGAGGCCCCAUUAGCUAAAGUGGUGCCUCACAUUAAGAACAGUUUCAGGUUAAGAACGGACUUCCAGAACAAAUUAAGUUCUUAACCUGAGGUACCACUGUAUAACUAUUGCACCAGGAAGGUACUUUCUUGUCGAAGUUAACGGGAGCUCUUUGAAAAUGUCUAGCAAACACACACAAAUAUUUCGUCUCUCCCCGUUCUCCCCUCAUCAGCCAUCAAGGCAACAGAGAGCCCUGGUGCUGUUUAUCCUGAAUUUCUUGUGAUUCCAGAGUCAAAAUAUUGUGUGCAAGCUUCUCUCCUAUUCUAAGCUGAGUGUUUCUUGCUUUAUUAUGUGCGGUUUUGCUGAUGCCAUUCUUUUCAGCUGUUGUUGCUUCUUAUUGUUGAAGAACCAUCUAAAAGGCUUGCCGUCAGUGGCGUAGCGUGGGGGGUGCAGGGGGUGCCGGCUGCACCGGGCGCAACAUCUGGGGGGGCGCGCUCGCACUCGCAGCUCUCUGUCCCUACCUGGCUCACUCACUCUCUCUCACUGCAGUGCUGGCUGUGCGAAUCCGAUCCAAGCCGCUGGGUCGCCGCCCACUGUGGAGGGGGUGGGUGCCAGGCGUGCGGUGCAGAGAGAGAGCGAGGGACUAUCUGGGGGAGGGACAGUGCAGUGGCCGCCCAGCGCAGCGCUGAGCGCAGGAGAGAACCACACCAGACCAGACCAGGCAGCAGCAAGAAGCUGGCAGCAGCGGCAGGUUAGGGGGCGCAAAUUACUUGCCUUCCCCCGGGUUAGGGGGUGCAAAUUACUUGCCUUGCCCCGGGUGCCGACAACCCACGCUACGCCGCUGCUUGCUGUAUUAUCAUGGUAGUUUUUUGGGGGGGAGGGGGAACCCAUGCAAUUCACAAAGUUUCUUUUUUUUUACGUUACAAUAUUUCUUUUAUUAUUAUUAUUAUUAUCAAUUUUUUAUUGAUUAAAAGGUUUGCAUGUCUAUACAAACAUUAUGUACUAUCUCUUAACAGGUAAAAAAAAAAGAACUUAUAUAAAAUAGAAAAUUUAUAAAGAAAUAAAGAAGUAACAAAGAUCAGAAACAAAGAAAUCAAAUUUUAAAAAAGAAAAAAGAGACAGAGUUAUUUACAUAGUAAAAGUACUCAUCAGCACAAUUCUUCCCAUUCUUCUCAUCAUACUGUUUGAUAUAACAUUCUUUUUUACACAGGUUUACAUUGUAUAAUAUCAUUUCUGCUUUGUAUACAUCCCUUUGAUCUUUUUCUUUACAAAUAUCACUCAAUUUCUGCUAAUACGGAGUUUCAAUCCUUCCCUCGCGCGUUUACCAAAGCGGAGGCCCUUUCCAAUUAAUUCCGAUACACUACUCCCUUUCUGAAUCCUUCCCUCCCUUCCCAUAUUCCAAGCAGAGACAAAGCUAGGCUCCCAGAAGACUAUUUCUAUUCCUGCAUCAUAACUCUCAGAGAAGGGAAGGGAAAAGAAGGAGGCUGCUUAUGUGUCAGGGAAGGCAGUUCUGUUUCCCACUUAUGUCACACAACUCACCUUAUAGCCUUGCCACGGCUGUUUCAAAUAGCGAGCAACACUGUUUGUGUGUGAAACAGACACGUCCCUUUGCAUUCCUCUGCGCCUUGUUUGAGAGCAGCGGUUAAACUUUAAUGCUGGCUGCAAGCUUAUCUGGCAACGAGAGCUCCUCUUUCCUUCUGGAAAUGAAAUAAGACACACCAUGCUCCAUGCCAGCUGGUGGCACAAGAUGGCACAUCAUGAUAACUUUGUGGCUCCACUUGACCGCUGUCUUCUACAGUAUGAGAGCCAGCUCAGGGCAGGCAACCUGUCCAAUAAAAUUAGGUGGUUCUAGUGCCAGAGUUGGGUGGUCCAACACUGCAUGAGUUCUGCCAAUGGCAUCCACACCGUUUGGGGAAGCUGGGAAACAGCUGGCACUGUGCUCUAAACCACUAAGCCUCUUGGACUUGCCAGUCAGAAGGUCGGCGGUUCGAAUCCCCGCGACAGGGUGAGUUCCUAUUAUUCUGUCCCAGCUCCUGCCAAUGGCUCCCCAAAGAUCUCUCCAAACUAGGAGAUGGGUAGCAAAAUGGGCAGAUGAGGUUCUGUGUAAGGAAGCACAGAGGGACCACACCGUCACAAAGAUGGCGUUGGGCUACGUCAUCUAGCCCAACUCCCAGCCAACCCAAUGCUACAGCAUCCUUGGUACAUGGGGGAUGCGGGUGGCGCUGUGGUCUAAACCACUGAGCCUCUUGGGCUUGCCAAUCAGAAGGCUAGAGGUUUGAAUCCCCGUGACGGAGUGAGCUCCCGUUGCUCUGUCCCAGCUCCUGCCAACCUAGCAGUUCAAAAGCACGCCAGUGCAAGUAGAUAAAUAGGUACUGCUGCUGCAGCAGGAAGGUAAACGGCGUUUCCGUGCGCUGUGGUUUCCGUCACGGUGUCCCGUUGCACCAGAAGUGGUUUAGUCCUGCUGGCCACAUGACCCAGAAAGCUGUCUGUGGACAAACGCCUGCUCCCUCGGCCUGAAAGUGCGAUAAGUGCCGCAACCCCAUAGUCGCCUUUGACUGGACUUUACCGGACUUUACUAGGCCCAAAACCAGGUGAAUGUGACCCAUCUGCAGGGCUGGCCCAAGACAUUUUGGCACCCGAGGCAAACCACAAAAUGGCGGGCUUGCCGCUGCCAGGGGAGAAGGAAAUAAUGCUUGUGCAUGAGCACAAGCUAUUUCCAGUGCUGCUCCGACCCGGAAGUGGGCAGCCGCGCAGCGCAGCGCCAGUAAGAGCGGGCAGCGACAGCGGGCGACGGGGGUCACCACGGGCCAGAUAAACAAGUCCCUUGGGCCUUAUCUGGCCCGUGGGCCUUAGUUUGGGGACCCCUUUCAAAGCCAGAUCACCCUUGGGUUCACCCACUAACAUGGACUAAUAAUAGCUUUUCAUUCAGUAUUCACCAAGACAAUUAUUUUGGAAGGAUUACAAAAAAAAAAAUCAAACCUCAGCUGCAGAAAUCUUUCCCCCCAAAGUGAUGGAGAAUUCUGCCUCCCCCUCCAAGAAUAUUUGGCCCCUGGGAAUGGGUCCAGUAAUCAGUCUACUGGGCGGUAAGCCAUUUUAGAUGCUUAGCAGAAAGAUAACAAACAAAAAUGCUGAUUUAUUUUGUUUCCUGAAAUAUAUAUACUACUUGACUGGAACAAACAUGAAAGCAAGUUAGGUCUGAGUUUGAAGGGGAGGGUGUCUUACUGGGUCUGGAGAAGAUCAAGGCCACAGGCCUGUAGACAUGUCCUUAAUUGACAUUUUUUAAUGCACAAGUCGAGACUUCUUGUCCCUCUUGCGUUUCCUCUGCAGACUCUGACAACGUCACCUGCUACAGCCCAGCUUUUGUGCAUGACUUGAAGCUGCUGGAAGAGGCACAGGAGCAACUGAAUUAUAAAUGCUUCAUCCAUUUUGAUGACCAAGACUAUCUUUUCCUGGGUCUGGUUGGGUUCUGCAUCUUCUCUGCUGGUACAGUGUUUGCCUGGCUCUUGGGAGUUUGCGCGGUUGUAUAUGAAUUCUUAACUCCGACAGGAGACGAUGAAGACGAAGAGGACUGGGACGAAUGA